AUGGACUUCCACAACGCUCAGGAAGCCGUGGAAUCAGUGUCCGGCGCGUUUUUCCGCAACGCCUCGGCGGCCCGCGUCGAUACUGAUGCGGUCAUCUUUGACACCAUCUCCAACGCCCACCCGGGUGUUCCCAUCACCAUCGUCCCCGAGUUCAAUUGUAACUUGAAAGCCUAUGCCGCAGCCGGGUUGGCCACUAUCGAAGUUCUCGAACAGAGCAGCAAGCUCGACCCCAAAAUCUGGCCGGAUUCGCUCAGAUGGACCCUAUUCAUCCCGCCUGUCAAGCGCAUGGACGGCGGCAAUGGCAUCGUCGCCGACGAGGUUUUUUUCGAAAGCUACAUUUACAAAUGGGAGAAUCUGACCUUUCUCGUGUACUUUGCCGAUGGCAGGGACGGUCUCGGGUCGUACCCGCAAGUUCGGAACCAGUAUAUCCUGGGCGACAAGGGGGCGGCGCGAACCUUGGUGGCCACGGUUGGGCGGUGGGAAUCAGUCUUGCACGACGAGGUUUGGGUCUUCAACCAGGGAUACUGGCAGAAGGAUCCACUCCUUUACCGCAGCAUCCUGAAGUCCCGCUGGGAAGAUGUGAUCCUCGACAAGGAAUUCAAGGAUGACCUCAGGGAUACGGUGCAACGGUUCUUCGAUUCGAGGGAACAGUACAAUCGUCUUCGCGUUCCCUGGAAACGAGGUACAAUCUUCUAUGGCCCUCCUGGGAACGGGAAAACAAUCUCGAUUAAGGCCACUAUGCACACCCUGUACAGCCGGGACCCGCCCGUACCGACGCUCUACGUGAAGUCGCUGGUGAGCUUCAUGGGGCCCGAAUACAGCAUCGAGACGAUCUUCCGCAAGGCCCGACAGCAAGCGCCCUGUUACUUGGUCUUUGAAGACCUCGACAGCCUCGUCACCGACCAAGUGCGCAGCUUCUUCCUCAACGCCGUGGACGGCCUCUCUGAAAAUGACGGCAUCUUCAUGAUCGGCAGCACCAACCAUCUUGACAGGUUGGAUCCGGGCAUCGCCAAGCGCCCGUCCAGGUUCGACAGGAAGUAUCUGUUCGACAACCCGAAUUUCUCGCAGCGGGUCAAAUACUGCCAGUAUUGGCAGAAGAAGCUGAGCGACAACAAGGACAUUGAAUUUCCCGACGAGAUAUGUACGGCGGCCGCCAAGAUCACCGACGACUUUUCCUUCGCGUACAUUCAAGAGGCAUUUGUGAGUGCGCUGUUGAGUAUCGCGCAGGAGAAGGACACCGAUCACGCGGAAAGGAUAUCUAUCAGAGAGGAUAAGCUGGAUGAAGAGCUGCAGGAACAGUGGGAUCUUUUGGAGAUCGAAGGUGACGGAACCGUUGCGACAUCGAAGAAGGAAAAGGACUUGGACGAUUAUAUUCUGUGGAGAAGGUUGAAGCAACAAAUUGAAGUGUUGAGGAAGCAGAUUUCAAAGGAAGGAUCGGCCAGUGCCUAG
Messenger RNA from Fonsecaea multimorphosa CBS 102226, 1449 nucleotides. RefSeq lists its product as uncharacterized. Gene Ontology annotation, cellular component: peroxisomal membrane; cytosol. The record is from RefSeq and is a predicted model, not a curated record. Gene Ontology annotation, molecular function: ATP binding; ATP hydrolysis activity. Lineage: Eukaryota; Fungi; Ascomycota; Eurotiomycetes; Chaetothyriales; Herpotrichiellaceae. Bases 1 to 1449 code for a protein of 482 amino acids. Gene Ontology annotation, biological process: protein import into peroxisome matrix. The transcript has a single exon.